Messenger RNA from Rhodamnia argentea, 962 nucleotides. Its product is annotated as rust resistance kinase Lr10-like. The coding region runs from base 1 to 561 and encodes 186 amino acids. Gene Ontology annotation, molecular function: ATP binding; protein kinase activity. Gene Ontology annotation, biological process: protein phosphorylation. The record is from RefSeq and is a predicted model, not a curated record. Lineage: Eukaryota; Viridiplantae; Streptophyta; Magnoliopsida; Myrtales; Myrtaceae. The transcript has a single exon.
AUGAAGAUUCUGAAGAAGGGGAAAGCGAACAGGCAGGACUUCAUUAGUGAAGUGGCUACCAUCGAAAGAAUUUACCAUGUUAAUGUGGUUGGUCUCAUUGGUUUUUGCUGCGAGGGCUCUAAACAAGCUAUUGUUUACGAUUUCAUGCACAAUGGGUCUUUGGAAAAGCACAUUUUUUCACAAGGAGGACAAGGGACUUCUCUUGAUUGCAAGGAAGUGUACAAGAUUGCUCUUGGAGUGGCUAGAGGGAUUGAGUAUCUUCAUCGAGGAUGCAACAUUCAAAUUUUGCACUUUGAUAUCAAGCCUCACAACAUUCUUCUCGACAAGGAUUUCAACCCAAAAAUUUCUGACUUUGGGCUUGCCAAAUUGUAUCCCACGGAGUACAACACUAUAUCCAUGACUGCUGCAAGAGGAACUUUAGGAUACAUAGCUCCAGAGCUGGUCUAUAGGAACCUCAGGGGCGUCUCUUACAAAGCUGAUGUCUACAGUUUCGGUAAAUUGCUGAUGGGAAUGGCUAGUGGAAGGAAGAAUAUGGAUGCCAAUGUAGAGCAUUCAAGCUAGACGUACUUUCCUAUAUGGGUUCAUGACCAACUCUGCGAAGGAUUGGACGUUCCCAUAAAAAACGUCGGCGAGGAGGAUAGGAGUAUUACAAAGAAAAUGAUGAUAGUUGGUCUUUGGUGCAUUCAAUUGAAUCCGGGCUACCGCCCUGCGAUGCGCAAAGCCUUGAAAUGCUGGAAGGAGAAGUAGAUGACCUACGAAUACCUCCGAAGCCACUCUUUUAUCCAGCAGAAUUGUCAACAAGGGAUGAUGGAACUUGGACUAACAAUGGCGAAGCGACUGGAUCCACUUCAUCAACUAGUGCAUUAACUUAUGAUGAUUCUCCUCUUGAGCAGACUUUGAGUGGUAUUACACAAGCAUAGGCACAUAUCAAAACCCUUUGAUCCUGUGAUAUACGUGGCAAA